This is a messenger RNA of Sclerotinia borealis F-4128, 1587 nucleotides long. The record is from the annotation of a GenBank genome assembly. NCBI's taxonomy places the organism in Eukaryota, Fungi, Ascomycota, Leotiomycetes, Helotiales, Sclerotiniaceae.
AUGACUAGCCUUGCCACAGAAGAGGCAAAGCUGCCCCAGAACAAUGGGGACAGUGAUUAUGGCUCAGACUUCUCACCUGAAGAAUUCGAGAUAGUAGAAAGAUUGUUAUCACCAGUACAUUUAUGUCGUGAAGCAACCGAGAUUGAGGAUAAUCCUAUAGUGAAUAAUAUCGAGUAUCAUGAAUCAGAAUGCACUCUUCGCCUCCCUCGAGUUAUUGGCAAGGAGCAGAUAUCGCCUCUGCUCCGGGCCAUUCGUGAUGCAGAGAGGGUUGCUGGGCAAAUCAAUAAUUCAGUCGCGAAACGCGAGCACUAUUCGGACUUGAGCAAUCGAUUACCCGAACCGGUGUCAGUUACGGCCGACGCAAUACCCAUAACAGAAUUUGAGGCAAAGCCUGCAGAAUCCGCAGAGCCCGCGCCUCCCGACUCACGAUCGCCCCUCGAACGAUUUCGUACCGCACCGAAGAAGCCCCUCUCGGUGACAGAUCUCGUGUCGCCAGCAUGGUGCGAGCUACAGUACUGGUAUACAUUGACGAAAGGCAAGAGGAAACGAACAUCAGCUAUGAAGCAAGGUAGUGCUGUACACCAAGUUUUGGAAGAUCAGGUACAUAGGACUAUUCGAAUCGAUAUUCAAACGAAGGAAGAUGCCUGGGGCCUACGAAUUUGGAAUGUGAUACAAGGGCUACGAACACUACGAGAAACGGGACGAACGAGGGAACUGGAAAUAUGGGGUACUAUUGAUGGAUUGGUUGUCAAUGGAGUUGUUGAUGAGUUGAGCUACAUCUGUCCGGAUUCUGAAUUAGAAGAAUCGCUACAGAAGAAGACUGAAAAGGAGAAGGAUUUGCCACCUGCAAAUCAAACGUCUAUUUCUAAUCUCUUUAAAGGUAAAGCAGUGGAUGGUUCAUCCUUUGCCGAUGCGAAACGGACAAGAGGACGGGCCAAGUCGAACAAAUUAUAUAUUUGCGAUGUUAAAACUAGAGGUGUGCGCACGCUGCCGAACGCCGCUGCGUUUCGCCCUACUGAAGUACAACUCAUGCUAUAUCACCAUCUUCUGUCCGCUCUUGCCACAAAUACUGUCGAUUUUUCUGCAUUGGCAGCUCGCUAUAGGUUGGAUACAACCAAGAUCUUUUCGGAUACAUUCAUUGCUCAAGUAGGUAGCAUGAAUGAUGAUUCUCUCGAGGAGCAGGAUGAUUUGGCGCCCAAUUCUAGCCAAGAUUCUAUGAGUAUUCUCCUCGCCCACAAUAAUCUUAAUGCUCUCUGGUCACUUAUGAUUUCCGAAUUCCAGAUCACUCUCCCUAAUGGUGCCGGAUCAUUGGGAGGAGUAUUGAAGGCAGAGUAUCGAUCGCGGGAUGAUGGAGAAAUAGUUGGGAUUAAGACUAUUCCUAUGGAUAAUCAAGAAUUGAAUUCAUAUUUAGAGGAAGAAUUGCGUUGGUGGAAAGGAGAGAGAGAAGCGAAGGGUGUGAAAGUAGAGGAGGCAUUCAAAUGCAGAAGUUGCGAUUUUGCAGAAGGAUGUGAAUGGAGGUUAUACAAAGUUGAGGAGGCAACUGAGAAGGCUCGGUUGAAAAAGGGAAGGAAGCCCAGUGCUGUCUAG